AUAGAUACCCCCCUCCCCCCUUCCGACCUCCCCGCUACCCACCACCGCCAUUAGCCUCCUGAUUCCCGCGCCACCUAGUCCCCAACCCCGUCCCAUGCCCGCGGCAGCCGCGCGCUGCACUGAGGCGCGAGUGAGCGAGCAGAGCGAGGCCUGAUGCGGCAGCGGCAGCAGGGGGAGGAGCACCAGGAGCUGUUCGUGCAGUGGAGGCCCUGCGACAAGAAGAGGUCUUAGGCCUUGAGCCGAGUCCGUCCUCGGAUCCACUCAUCCACUCGGGGCGCGCGUGAAGGCGCCGUCUUUUCGGCUUGCCGGCGGCGGCGGCGCGCGGCGUUGAGGACGACCGGCCGGCGGGGACCGACCGGGGAAGAUGAGCGUGUCCGUGGGGAGGACCCGGGUGGGGAGGUACGAGCUGGGCCGGACGCUCGGGGAGGGCACUUUCGCCAAGGUCAAGUUCGCCAGGAACGUCGAGACCGGCGAGAAUGUCGCCAUCAAGAUCCUCGAAAAGGAGAAGGUGCUCAAGCACAAGAUGAUCGCCCAGAUAAAGCGCGAGAUCUCGACCAUGAAGCUCAUCCGGCACCCAAACGUCAUCCGGAUGUACGAGGUGAUGGCCAGCAAGACAAAGAUUUACAUAGUGAUGGAGCUUGUCACCGGAGGUGAACUUUUCGACAAGAUUGCUUCGCGUGGAAGGCUGAAAGAGGAUGAUGCAAGGAAAUAUUUCCAGCAGGUGAUCAAUGCUGUCGAUUACUGCCACAGCAGAGGCGUCUACCACCGUGAUCUCAAGCCUGAAAACCUUCUGCUUGAUGCUAGUGGCACACUCAAGGUGUCUGAUUUUGGAUUGAGUGCACUAUCUCAACAAGUUCGAGAGGAUGGUCUGCUGCACACAACCUGUGGAACUCCUAAUUAUGUUGCUCCCGAGGUUAUAAACAACAAAGGGUAUGAUGGAGCCAAGGCUGAUCUAUGGUCAUGUGGGGUGAUUCUUUUUGUCCUCAUGGCAGGGUACCUCCCGUUUGAAGAUUCAAACCUUAUGUCGCUUUACAAGAAGAUCUUCAAGGCAGAUUUCAGUUGCCCGUCUUGGUUCUCCACAAGUGCGAAGAAGCUCAUCAAGAAGAUAUUAGAUCCUAAUCCUAGCACUAGGAUAACAAUUGCAGAGCUUAUUAACAAUGAGUGGUUCAAGAAGGGGUAUCAGCCUCCCAGAUUUGAGACAGUGGAUGUUAAUUUAGAUGAUGUCAACUCCAUUUUUGACGAAUCUGGUGACCCAGCACAACUUGUUGUUGAGAGGCGAGAAGAGAGACCAUCGGUGAUGAAUGCUUUUGAGUUGAUCUCUACAUCUCAAGGCCUCAAUCUCGGCACACUCUUUGAGAAGCAAAUGGGUUCUGUUAAGAAAGAAACAAGAUUUGCAUCAAGGCUUCCUGCAAAUGAGAUACUGUCGAAAAUUGAAGCAGCAGCAGGACCCAUGGGCUUCAAUGUGCAGAAGCGCAACUACAAGCUGAAGCUGCAAGGAGAGAACCCGGGAAGGAAAGGUCAGCUGGCCAUUGCAACAGAGGUUUUCGAGGUGACGCCUUCGCUGUACAUGGUGGAGCUGCGCAAGUCCAACGGGGACACCCUCGAGUUCCACAAGUUCUACCACAACAUCUCAAACGGGCUGAAGGACGUGAUGUGGAAGCCGGAGGGCAGCAUCGUGGAAGGCGACGAGGUGCGGCACCGGAGGCCGCCGUUGGAGGUGGAGCGGAUCCCCGGCUCGCAUCGCCAUCGCAUCACUGUGAUUCUUCACACACGCCGCGCUCGCCCUGCCUGCUCUGCUCCGCCCGACCCGACCCGACGCGGCCUCCUCCCCCCGACGACCCCGAGAGCGAGCGCGGCCGCUAUGCGCGAGGAGGUGCGGAGCUCGUCGGCGGCGCCGCCCGACCCGCCGCCCGACCCGCCGCCCGCGCGCUCGGCCUCGCCGCCGCCCACCCCCGUCGCCAGUUCUGCUGGUGCUUCAUCACCUCCUUCACAAGCUAAUAUAGCUAGCAUAGAUUGGUUAGGCAGUGACCAAGUCUCCAAGGCGGGGUCGUCUCAUGUUGCUCCACCUGCUUCUCAGCCUGCACUUAGUACUAAUGCUGAUGGAGCUGCUGCGGAUUUCUUUCAAUCAUCGUGUAGACCAUGGGAACGAGGCGACUUGCUUCGUCGGCUGGCCACGUUUAAGCAUUCAACAUGGGCCUCUAAGCCAAAGGCUGCUAGUUCACUGGCUUGUGCUCAAAGAGGCUGGGUGAACAUUGACGUGGACAAGAUUGAGUGUGAAUCAUGUGGUGCACAUCUUAUAUUUACUGCAUUGACAUCCUGGUCCCCUGCUGAAGUUGCAAAUGCCGGGGAAGCUUUUGCUGAGCAGCUUGAUGCAUCACACCAGAAUGAUUGUCCCUGGAAGGGGAAUAGCUGUGCUGAUGGCCUGGUGCAGUUCCACCUUACCCCAUCAGCUCUUGUUGGUGGUUUUAAAGAUCGAUGUGAUGGAUUGUUGCAGUUUGUAUCUCUUCCUGUUAUUGCCUCAUCUGCAAUUGAGAGUAUGAAGCUCACUAGAAACGUUCAAAUUGAUCGUGUCUUAUCCCAGUCAGUUACAAUUUUGUCUGGGGAGCUGGGCUAUAGAACAGACAGUACAACAGGGAUUGAUAUCAGCCAACAAGAUGAAACCUGCUGCUACUCUAAAGCACAGAAGCUUAUUAGCGUUUGUGGAUGGGAGCCUAGAUGGCUUCCAAAUGUUCAAGAUUGGGAAGAAAAUUCGACACGCUCUGCCAGAAAUGCAGGCUCAGCUGAACCAGAUGGCCAAUUUCAUUCCCAAUUUGCUGAGCAUCGUCAAAGUUCAUACUCUGCAUCAGUUAAGAAAGAGAAGGGAAAAGGCAAAAUGCGUGUCAAAGAUUCUGGAUGCAGCAUGAGAUCACCUUUGCUGGAUUGCAGCUUAUGUGGAGCUACAGUGAGAAUUUGGGACUUCAAAUCUGUGCCACGCCCUUCUCAUUUUAGUCUGAAUAACAUCGACAUGCCUGAUACAGGAAGGAAGCCUGUGUUGACCCGUGGAAUUAGUGCUACUAGUGGGAUCAAUGGAUUGGUUGCUGAAGGAGCGGAGAAAGAAAAUGUUGAAGGACGUGAUGAGGCAGGUACUGAUGAGCGUAAGUCUGUGUCAAAUGCUCAAGUUGACUUAAAUCUGACAAUGGCAGGAGGUUUGCCAUCUAACCAUUCUGCAUUGCCCCCGAUGCCUGGACAUUUCAAUUAUGGAGGAAUGGGAAGAGAUCUCAUUAUUGGGCAGCCUACUGGAAGUGAGCUUGGUGGCCAUGCAGCCUCAUUUGAGUCUCGGGGCCCCAGUUCAAGGAAGCGUAACCUGGAGGAAGGUGGGAGCACAGCUGACAAGCCAAUAAACAGGCUUCAGCCUGCUGACAGCAUAGAGGGAACUGUCAUUGACCGUGAUGGUGAUGAAGUUGAUGAUGCCGCACAAGAUUCUGGUGCUCGGAGCAAAAGGCCUCGUGGUUUUAAUCUUUUUGAUAUCAAUCGCCCAUCUUCUUCAGGAGCUGGUCCCAGCAGAAACUUAAGCUUUGACCUGGAUAUAGAUGUUAAUAGGUUUGAUACAUCUAAUGCUGAGGGCCCAUCUGCCCUUCACAACCCAUUUCCAAAGGAUUCUAUGAGGGCAUCUUCUGUUAUUGCAAUGGAUACUGUUCACAGUGGGGAGGGAAAUUCAAUGGAGAGUGUUGAAUACCAUCCAUGUGAUGGUGAUGAUGUUAAUAAGCCUUCUAGUGCACUCAGGAGUGGUGGAAUGAGUGAGGCAUUGGAUCUCAAUUAUAGCAACCAAGCACAGCAAAGCAGUUUUGUACAGCCUGCUGCUGAAACUGAAAGUAAUGCAAGGGAGAUAGGGGGCAGUAGUAUGAAUGGAGGGGAAGAAGUCCUCAAUGCAGAAGCUACUCCUGCUUCUGCUAGAGAUCAGUUUAGCCUGGGGGUUAGUGGAGGUAGUGUCGGGAUGGGUGCAAGUCAUGAAGCUGAAAUUCAUGGGACUGAUAUUUCUGAGCAUAAAACUGGUAGCGUUGUUGGAGAUGCUGAUCCAAUUCCUGAGCUCAUUGAGACUAUGGGCCACACUGGCGAGUCAGCCCCUGGACCUGCAUUGAUGGAUGAGUUUGCCCCUGAAGAAGUUGGUCGAGAAGAUCCUCAUGGUGAUAGCCAAGAUAUGGCGUCUCGGUUAGCGGUUCGAGCUGACAGUGGUUCAAAAAUUUGUGGUUCAACUAAAGCUGAUUCUGUUGAGAGUGGAGAGAAGAUGAGUCAUGCCAUAGGUCCUGAGAAUAGUGCACAUCCUUCUCUUUCUUGCAACGCAAGAGUUUUUUCUGGCAUUGAUGCAUCGAAAGAGGAAGUGACUGGUAUAAUGCUUACUAAUGAUGAUUACGAUCCAGGAAAUGGGCUAGGAACAACAAAUGGAGAAAACGAUUAUGAAACAGAUCUUCCAGAUUUCGAUCCAAUAAAACACCACAACAAUUACUGCCCAUGGGUAAAUGGAAAUGUUGCUGCCGCAUGUUGUAUUAAUACUGGUUCGAGCACAGCGCUCUCUGGCUGGCAGCUCACAGUGGACGCCAUCGAGACAUUGCAGUCUGUAGGCCAAGCUCAGAAUCAGACAAUGCAGUCAGACUCUGCGGCUUCAUUAUAUAAGGAUGAUCACGCCCCACCCAGCCGGAAGCUGCUGAAAAGGGCAAACCACAGCAGGAGCUGAUCCUCAGGGCUUCACAUUUGGUCGCGGUGGAGAGCUCGGAAACCAUCAUGUGGUCGGGAGGAAUGGAAUAAGUUUAGGUAGUUUUGUGCGCAGAUGAUUGAGUUUGCCUGCCGUCUCUAGCUAUGUCAGCUCGGUUAUUGUAUUUAUCUAAUGUUCUAUAAGAUGAUUUCAGCACCAAGAGACUGUAAUUCAAUACUUGCCAUCUUUUUGUCUUUGACCUGCGCGAUUGAAGAAUAUGUAUUUAGAAUA
Molecule: messenger RNA, 4960 nt
Organism: Panicum hallii
Lineage: Eukaryota; Viridiplantae; Streptophyta; Magnoliopsida; Poales; Poaceae
Exons: 21
Coding region: 365-4711 (1448 amino acids)
Biological process (GO): protein phosphorylation; signal transduction
Cellular component (GO): nucleus
Molecular function (GO): ATP binding; protein kinase activity; zinc ion binding
Source: RefSeq, a predicted model, not a curated record